UCUCCAUAAUUUUCCAGAGCGAUUUGUAUUUUGUAUUGUGUGUGUAAAUUGAAUUGGCCAAUUUGCACCUUUAGUGUUUCGACCGGUGCUUUAUUUGUGAAGAAUUUUAUUUAGUUCUUUAAUUCUCAUUAAUCUGUGAUCUCCAAGCUUACUUGUCUUUACUGGUUUUUUUUUUCAUUAUUUCGGCUUGCUUCAUAGAUCUCCAAAAUGACUGAAUGUUGUCCAGAUCAAAACUCUAAACGAAAAGACUUCAUUUGCGGUGUGGUCGAAGGAUUCUACGGACGCCCGUGGACCACUGAACAGAGGAAAGACCUAUUCCAAAAGCUUCAAAAAUGGGGUCUAGACAUGUAUGUCUACGCUCCAAAAGACGACUACAAGCAUCGAGCAUACUGGAGAGAACUCUACACUGUAGAGGAGGCAGAACACUUAACUUCCCUUAUAACAGAGGCAAAAUCGCAUGGCAUAACAUUCUGCUACGCUCUGUCCCCGGGACUGGACAUAACAUACAGUAGUCAGAAAGAAAUAACUAUUUUGAAAAGAAAAUUGGAGCAGGUCUCCCAAUUUGGAUGCAUGUGUUUUGCGCUACUCUUUGAUGAUAUUGAGCCUGAAAUGACCGAGGCAGACAAGCAGAUAUUCCAGAGCUUUGCACACGCACAGGUUUCGGUGACAAAUGAAAUCCAUCAACAUCUGGGAUGCCCUAAGUUCCUGCUGUGCCCUACGCAGUAUUGUUCCACGAGAGCUGUACCAACUGUCAUUGCCUCGGAAUACCUGAAUACCCUCGGAACUAAACUCUCUCAAGAAAUUGAUAUAAUGUGGACUGGACCCAAAGUGAUAUCGAAAACACUAACAACUGAAUGCAUAGAGGAGAUAACCCAGGUGUUGCGCCGACCGCCGGUCAUUUGGGACAACCUGCACGCCAAUGAUUACGAUCAAAAGAGAAUUUUCUUGGGUCCCUACUGUGGCCGAAAACCAGAACUAAUACCGCUAUUGCGUGGAGUGCUGUCCAAUCCGAAUUGUGAAUACAACGCCAAUAUGAUACCCAUAUGGACAUUGGCACACUGGGCUAGAUGCAGUUUGAACGCACCUCCGCAUAUGGAAGCAGUGUCAUGGGAUAUUAAAUUGGAGCGAGAGAGCGAACAAGGCGUGUGUGACGACGAAGUACUUAUGUCUCUGGAGAAACACGUCUACCACCAUAGACAAGCUCUCAGACAAGCGAUCAACGACUGGCUUCCAGAGUUCUCAAUACCGAAAGCAGCGCAGGGCCCUGUUAUCAAACCACAAACACCAAUAACAGUGCCUGCAGUGCCGAUAAUCCCAAUUCUGCCAUCUGUCAACACUUGCAUGUCUCUGGUCACCGCGACAAGUAGCACAACAACUACCUGCACGGCGGAGCUCGCGCCCGCCAUUCCAACUGUGAACACUAGUCAACUGCAGGCUCUAGCUGAUGUGUGCUCCGCCACGCCUGAUCGUCCUAUACUGUCGACUGGGAUACCGGCAAUAGAAACAUUCAACCCCAUACCAACGCCGGUGAUGAACUCACUCGUUUCACCAACCACAGUUAUCCUCAAUGAGUCCAUACCCAACCCAAUAAUACCGAUCGCGAAUUCCAACAUGUCCUUACCGACAGAAAUACCUGUUUCAACUCUACCCGUACCGCUGAUGGGUGUGAAAGUGAUCGAUCCAGAAAACGCGGACAAAAUAGAGACAGAUCAACCAAUGUGUGAUAAAAUCGACAUAAAUGAAUCUGCAUCGAAUGAUAGCGUACUGGAGUCAGCUAGUUUCAUCGAGAAUAUGAAGAAGGAUAAGGAUGAAGAUGAUCCCAUCAUCGUUGAUGAAGUGGAGACAGCGGCUGAACAGCAACAAAACGGUGAAAUGAGCCUUGGAGGUACUCCUCAAACGCUAAGUCCAAACCAACCCGUCCUCGAGCCACUAGAUGUAGAUCCACCUUCCAACACUGCUAUGGACUCUGAUGUUAUAAUGCAUGAUCAACUGAGCGAGAAUGGUUCAAUGCAAGUGGAGCCCAGCAAUAGUCCAUUGAGUGCUGACAUGAUGGUGGAAUCUGUGGAACCAACAGAAGUCACAGACGAGGCCGUGGAAGAAUCGUCGCUGGACCCGGACGCGCUCACGGCGGAUGAUCUCUUACUGCUUUGCGAUCUCUUUUAUCUGCCAUUCGAGCACGGCUCCAGAGGCUUACGAAUGAUGCACGACUUCCAUUGGCUCACUACCCACGCCGCUAGCAUACUGCCCCGAGGGAACAGACCGGAGACGAGCGAAUGGCGUCGUCGCUUACGUCGAUUUUCCUGGUGGGCGGGCCGUACGAGACGCCUCGCGCGGAGAGUAGCGUGCGCGCCCAAUAAAGAACUGCACUCAGAACUGCGACCCUACCUGUGGGAUCUAUGCGCUGUAUUGGCGUUGCUUCAAGCAUUCUUACGAUGGCUUGAACUUGGAAAAUUCCCGAACAGCAUAGCGACAUAUGCACAAGGGAGUUACACAUGGUUCUCGAAAGGUUGGCGCGAGGCCUUCGAGAGCGGGGCCCAAGAGCCCUGGGUUUUCCGUGGUGGUUUGACCGCGGAUCUCCGGAGGUUGUUACCUGUAGAGUGCAGUGGCGAUGCUCUGAGGCCGCACUGUAUGCCCAUCGGGCUACCUCUAACCGUGCGGCCUUACACACCCGCCGAUGAGGAAGCGGUAUGCACAAUAUGUCAUAAGACGUGUCGAGACGGCUCCGAUUGCAGUGAUCUUUUCCCCAGCGAUCUUCAAACACUACCGGCCGAUAGAUUGGUAGUGCCCUUUCUGACGCUGACGCCCGAGCUCUGCAUGGUGAUAGAGGAUGACGGCCUCGGUGACGUGGACCCUGACGACGUUGACGGGGACGACCCCGACGUUGAUGCCGCGGAAGUGAGACCCAUGAAAACCGGCGCCGUCAAACGCGAGAUCGUGGGUUAUGCGUGUGCGGCGCUCAACAGUAAGGACUUCUAUAAGAGGCAAGAGAUCGCGCUGAUACCGGAGAUGUGCAUCAAGUAUCCCAAGGAGCUUAUGGAGAGAGCUGACUUGUCCCCGGCCGCUAAGGAGUGUGUCGGUCACUUUCACGAGUUUAACAACAUGGAGCGUGCCCCGGACAGCAUCGUGCGUAGUCACCCGGCGUUGCUCACGUGCUGUGUACUGCCUCCGAAAACUGACCCCUUGGCGCCGGCUAGACUACUGACGUGUCUCCUGGCUGCAUUACGUGCUCACGGUGUAAACGGCGUGCACGCGUGCAUCAACUCAACUGACCACUACCUACAGCAGUUCUACAACAAGCUGGGUUUCGUCGAGGUGUCACGCAUUGGAGGACGGGUGUACCUCGCGCGUGCCUUCUAGCGUCAGAGGCACUUCCACUUGCCGCGAUUCCGGCACCCCUGCUUCACCCAAAUGAAGAACUGGGUUCUGUCUCUGAACAAACGGUGUAGGAGGCGCCACUAAAGGACAUUUUUUAGGUUAAGUGUCACUAGCUUGUUUUGUCCGCGGAUGUUUUCUCAAAAACGUUCUCCCUAAUAAUGUGUAUAAUUCAAAAGUUUGGGUAGUAAAAAAAAAUGUUUCACGGUUUAGAAGACGCCACUAAAGGACUUUUUUUAAGGUAAAAUAUCAGUAGCUUAUCUUAACUGCGGAUUUCUUUCCAAAAUAUUCCUUAUGUGUAUAAUUCAAAUCUUAAGUUAUUUGACUAAAUUAAAAAAAGUGAUGUCUCUUAAUAAAAAUAUUCUCCUUUGAACAAACGGUGAAGGAGACGCCAAGAAAGGACAUUUUUAAGGUUAAAAGUCUAUAGUUUGUCUUUACCGCGGAAUUUUCCUCUAAAACUGCCUCCAUAAUAUGUGUAUACUUUAAAUCUAAUUAUUUGACUAAGUAUAAAAUAAUUGAUGUCCUUUAAUCCAAAUAUGCUGAUGAAAUCUUUGACCAAACGGUGUAAGAAACGCCCCUAAUGCACAUUUUUUGGGUUAGAAGUCAGUAGGUGUGUGCAGUAAGUGCCAGCCAAUAAGUACUAUUGGAUUUUAUAUUUUAAUAAUGAGACAUCUUAAGGUAGUUUACGUUCAAAUACCUAAAGAUAGGGUUAUAUACCAAAACUUAGGGUUAACAUAUUUGGAACAGUUUUUAGGAGAAUACUACGGUUUUUUAAAGUUAAUAUGUGCACGAAAUAAGUUCCGUAUACUAAAUAAAUUAGUAAUUAUAUGAGAUGGAAACUAAGAUAAUAUUUAAUGAUAGUAAUAAUAAUAUAUAGAUAUUACUAAGUAUAAAAUUAAAAAUAAUAUGGGCUAAACUCAUAAGAAGUGACUUCAAAGAUCAGUCAAAAUGAAGCAAACGAUUCAUGUCAUUAGUCACUACACGGACACUCCUAUGAACUCGCAUAGUGUACUCGAACGCACAGAUUAGGUUCCACCAAUCAGAUUAUGAAGGGUUGAUGCGAUAUAUAUUUCAUAAAAUUGAUCAAUGCAUCAAUAAAACAACGUGGUUGACAUGCCAAACAAAAAUUGGCAAAACAAAACUAUUUUAACACAUAAAUGUACUGUUGAAUUGAAAUUUAACAUAUUAUGUUACAU
Messenger RNA from Pararge aegeria (speckled wood butterfly), 4568 nucleotides. RefSeq names its product protein O-GlcNAcase (gene Oga). NCBI's taxonomy places the organism in Eukaryota, Metazoa, Arthropoda, Insecta, Lepidoptera, Nymphalidae. The record is from RefSeq and is a predicted model, not a curated record. Bases 208 to 3357 code for a protein of 1049 amino acids. The transcript has 22 exons. Gene Ontology annotation, molecular function: beta-N-acetylglucosaminidase activity. Gene Ontology annotation, biological process: glycoprotein metabolic process.